AGAGAAAAUGAUCUAGUUUUGUUAUAAGCAGGCGUAGUGAGCGCGGAAGAUUCACUCGGAGUUUACCCGAACUGAAGCUUCUGAAGCAUAGAGAGUUACAAAUCAGGAUGUCCAGGUUUUUAAGCAAGCUCUUGAAAGGUCACCAGAAAUUCCCGGAAGAUGAGAGGUCUGGCCCCUCCGAAAUAUCAACUCCAACAAACGUUUCGCAUGACAUUCAUGUCGUCGUAAGCGUCACUGGAGAAUUAGAAGGGCUUCCAGAACCAUGGAGGAGACUGUUGGAAAUAAACAAUAUCAGCGUUUCGGAUCAGAAAGAAAAUCCUGCGAUUGUUCUUCAGGCGAUGAAGUAUUAUUGUUACCUUGAGGCUUCGAAAAAGAAAGCGGAAGGAGAUAUCAAGCCUCUCAUAACGGAGGACUCCGUACAAAGAGAAACGGAGGAUAUUCGUCAUGUGAACUUUUCUGAACUAGGGAAGCCGACGAAGACCCCUCCGAUCAGCGCCAAAGAUGUGAGUGAUGACGAAAACACAAGUUCAGAGAAAGAAACUGGGUUCCCCCUGAAAGGCACAUUUUCCGAGAAGCCAAUACCCAUGACUGCUGUAACGCGACCCGUUAACGACAGCCGUCCAGAUCUUCCGCCGAAACGAGUGAUUGGACAGUCCGUUCGCAUGAAUAAUACCGGCGGGCAAAACGGACAGCAUCCUGCCCCUGUGCCACCGACUAAUCAGGACCUCCGAAUUACUGACGAGACCAUUUUGAGACACAAAAAGAAACCCUCAGACUUGCGUUACAGCCGACUUUCUGAUGCGUCCAUUCAAGAAGAGCUAGUCCGUGUCUGUUCUCCUGGUGAUCCGAACAAGAGGUUUCGCAAAAUUCGAGAAGCUGGAGCAGGAGCUUCAGGAACUGUGUGGAUUGUGCAUGACAUGGUCAACAAAGGCAGGAAAGUUGCCGUGAAGGAAAUUGACAUGAGGCGACAGGUGAAGAAAGACCUGAUCCUCACGGAACUAAAAGUCAUGAAGGAGAUGCAACACCGAAACCUAGUCAACUUUCUCGAUUCAUACUUUAUUUCGGACCACUUAUGGGUUGUGAUGGAAUUGCUGGAAGGUGGCCCACUUACCGACGUGGUCAUGGAGACAAUCAUGACAGAGGCGCAGAUUGCGAUAGUUUGUCACGAAGUUCUUCAGGCCGUCAACUUUCUUCAUAGCAGAGGCGUAAUACAUAGAGACAUAAAGUCAGACAAUGUGCUGCUCGGCAUGGACGGCACGGUGAAAGUUACAGAUUUUGGCUUCUGCGCCAACAUUCAGGGAGACCAAAAACGACAAACAGUGGUCGGCACCCCAUUUUGGAUGGCGCCCGAAGAAUGGGUUGGGGUGGCCGUGAGAGGCGUUCCUGUUGCCGCACGCUGGAAACUGAUCAACGAGCGAAAAGGGGCAAGAAUGCGAAAGGUGGCGAGCAAAGAGUGGCUCUUGCUCGUCGUGACUCGGAAGCAGUACGGAAGGAAGAUCGACAUUUGGUCGCUGGGCAUCAUGGGGAUCGAGAUGAUUGACGGGGAGCCGCCGUACAUGAACGAAUCGCCGUUGCGGGCCAUGUACUUGAUUGCGGCCAACGGACGGCCGGUCAUCUCGUCGUGGGCCAGGUUGUCGCCAGACUUCCAGAACUUCCUCGACCUCUGUCUCUGCGUGGACGUGGAGCACAGGGCGUCGGCGUCGGACUUGCUGACGCACAAGUUCCUGGACAAGGCCGCCUCGCCGCACACGCUCGUCCCACUCAUCAAGGCGGCCCAGAUCGCUCUCAACAAAACCUAUUGAUGAUGAUGCUGGCGGCGGUGAUGGUGGUGGUGGUGGUAUUUUUUAAAUUGAUGAUGAUAUUUAAUUUUAAAAAUAAUUUUCUUUUCGUCUGUAGUGUCCGACUCUGAGGAGGAUUCCUUUUUUUUUGAGCGAAAUGUGCCUUUGGAGUUUUUUUUUUUUCUUGGUUGUUUGUCGUUGCUGCUCCCCUUUGGCCUUUUGCUUUUCAAAGAUUUUUCCCCCACGAAUGUUUUUGUGACCUUGGGUGAAAUACAAUUUUCUGGUCUUGUCUUGCACUCUUGAACAACCCUCCAUCGCCCGUGGGUUAAAUUUUGGAUUCGUUGAGAGCAGUUACGACAAACAAGAACCCCUGAUUCCUCGCUGUCCAAAGUUUAAUUUUUUGUUUUGUUUCAUUUGUCUAUUUAAUUUUUGGAUAGGGUUGCGUGAAAAGCGCUUCAUUUCCGAGGAGUGUUCGAGCUUUUCUUGGUGAGAACUGUGUGUGGGGGGGAGCGAUUACCGCGGAAUCGUGUCUCGUGUUCGCCUAUUUAUGGUUGAUUCCUUUUGUUUCGAAGGAAGGAAUCCAGGUAUUUUGCAGUAUAUUUCUAGUACACACGAUCGCGUCUUUUGAGCCAGUCAAGAAGAGGAGGAGCGGGGAAAGGAAAAAGUUGGACGAGUGGAGUCAAACGUGCUUACAAAAUUUUUGUCGCGAUUUAUUGGGUCCAAAGAUUGCUUUUUGAGUGUGUGGACGACGAGAUUCACCAAGACUUAUUUCGCGUAACAAGACGCCUCUUUUUUGUUUCUGCUGAAAAAAAAAAUGUGAGCCAUUGAAAAGAGGUGGUGUAGGGGGGCUGCACAAAAUGACGAAAAAGAAAGAGAGGCAGGCGGUUGUGGGCCAAGAGAAAAAAAAAUCCACGCGUUGUGAUGCAUUCGUUCUUCCGAAGAACCUCCCGUUUACAUGAGGCUGUUUCUCUGCUUUUGAAGUUGGCCUUCUUUUUAUCGAGUAUGGAAUGAUGAAACUUGCAAAGACUCAGCUUUUCUCCUUUUUUUUUCUUCUAAAUUGGGAGGGAUGGUCGCAAAAUUUUGAGAUUCGGGCACUUGACGUCAUCGGAAAUAUUUGCAAUUUUUACAUCAAUGAUAUAACAAUCGGUCCCCACUUCGAAAUGAUUAAUUCGGCUGAAAAUCUUGUGAGAGCUUAUAGAAAGUGUCGCUUCAUGCCCGAACGCAAACGAAAGGAAGAAUAAUCGGCGGAAGGAUAUAUCUUUGAAUGGGAAUUUAUAAAACAAUGCUUUUUACAGUUUUAAAAAUAAUUUUCGUUCAUAUAUUCUUGAUGACCUUCAAAUAUUGCGAACAUCCUUUGUGUGUUUAAACUUGGCGCAUAAAAUACGUUUUCGCUGUUCGAAAAGCGGGAAAAAAAAAAUCUUUGUUUCAAAUUUGUUUCCCAUUUGCUCAAAAUUGCCAACUGCGGGGAAUGAGGGAGAAAAAAGGGAACAAUUUAACUUGCAUCGAAAAAGUUGACUGUGUUUCUUCCUCCCGACUUUUCAGCGCGUCGAUGAAGAAAGGUGAGAGAGAAACGAACUGAUACACGCGCACGCAUUUUUAUUGUGGAAAUUGCUGUGGGAUAUAUAUUUUGUUGUUGAUCCGCCGUGUUGCCAUUUCGCGAGUAUUCCUUUUUGUGUGCAAAACGAGCUGGGGGCCAUGUUACGGCGUGUUUGAGUCGAGUAUUUAUAUCCAAAACAUUCUCUGGCUUCCAAACUAGAGGAAAAAGUGAUAAAAAACACUCGCUCGUGCGUUUAUUAGGAGAAGUUUGUGUGUUUGAAGCUGCUUUUUUUGAAACAACCUCGUUUGUUCUUUCGUCGUUACUUUCAGAAUUUAUUUAUUUAUUUUUUGUGGCAUCUACGCCUCCACAAUUUUUUCAAGUCGAAUUUCUCUGAAUGUUUCAAUUACUUGCAGUAAUUACUAAGAAGAAAAAAAUAGUAAAGCUGGCACGAAUCACAAAAUGUAGCAAAGCUUUUUCAAAUUAAUUAGGACGAAUUAAUUUCUUCUCUGCUGUAAUCCUUGCUAUUUUCUUCAUUCUAUGGCUGAGGCAGCAAAACAAAAUUUAUGAAACUUUUUUCGAAACUUUUUCUAGAAAAAAAAUUAUGUCUGCGUGAUGCAGAGAUGAAAUUUUCUUUCUGGGCUUAAAUCGCUGAAUUUUGGGGAUUGAGUAGUCAUAAAAGGUUGCAAUAAGUGAAGGCAUAUGGGCUGUGUUUAACCUACUGCAGGGUUCGGUUUUUUUUUCUUCCACGGGUGUCGAAGAAUAUUUCUGGGUCGUUUCAUGAUAUGUACAGUUCUUGAUUGCUUCGGAAUAUUUUCUCGUAAUCGCCGAAUCGUGAAGCGUGAGACGAAAAAUACGUCGUUUCCGUUUUAGUCAUGUUUCUGAUUUGAUGAGAGUUUUUUUCUUAACUGCUGAAUGAUUAACCGGGGAAUUGAGAGAGAGAAAAAAACAAAUAAAUUCGAUUCAAUUUCAGUUGAGAGGAAAAUGCGAUCGCGAAAUUGAAUAAAAUGAAAUCAACUCGUCAUUGUUUACGCGGAAAAAAAUUCUUGAUCUUCGAAGAAUGCGGCCGACGAAAUUAUGUACUCUCCUUUUUCCUUUUCUUCUAGAUCUUCCUCCGCUUUCUUCCCUUUAUUGAAUAAUCGCGGAGUGUGGGAGGAAAGAAAAGAAGAAAUUUUUCAAGUCAUUCAGACGGGGACUAGAAAUAGAGAGAAAGAGAAAUGCAUUCCGUUGCUUUUUCCAGAGGGAAAAUGAGGAUUUAAAAAAAAAUCAACGCCCUGCUUUUCUCUGUCCUCCAUGUUUCUCUUUUUUCAUUUCAAUGUGCAAGAGAGAGAUAAGGACACGAAGGCGUCGGCCAAAGAAAACCGAGAGAAAGUGGGGGGAAAAAAAGAAAAGGAUUACGUUUGUUUUCGCGACGCGGUCAUUUUAUUUAUUUUUUUCUCUGCGACGUACUCAUAUGCGAUCUUCUGCUGAUGUUCUUGUGUUUGAGAUGGGAACGAUGAGACUUUGAAUCAAAUUAAGAUUUUUAGGGAU
This is a messenger RNA of Notodromas monacha, 4842 nucleotides long. The record is from the annotation of a GenBank genome assembly. Lineage: Eukaryota; Metazoa; Arthropoda; Ostracoda; Podocopida; Cyprididae.